Messenger RNA from Chelmon rostratus (copperband butterflyfish), 3445 nucleotides. RefSeq names its product arachidonate 12-lipoxygenase (gene alox12). Lineage: Eukaryota; Metazoa; Chordata; Actinopteri; Chaetodontiformes; Chaetodontidae. The record is from RefSeq and is a predicted model, not a curated record. Gene Ontology annotation, molecular function: protein binding; arachidonate 12(S)-lipoxygenase activity; iron ion binding. The transcript is spliced from 15 exons. Gene Ontology annotation, biological process: linoleic acid metabolic process; lipid oxidation. Bases 311 to 2323 code for a protein of 670 amino acids.
AUCAGCGGACUGACUGAGGGGGAAAGUCAGUAGAGCUGUGAAGAGUCCUGCUGAAAGGAUUUGAAUUGUCAGGAGAGAAACAUAGAGAGAACCACCAACCAUUUCUGCAUUUUGAAGUGGCAUGCUGACUGGGUAACUGUUGAACUUAGAGAUCUGCGAGGACUUCUGUGAGAAAGAGCAAAGAAAUAGGUCACAGAGGGGAGAGGAAAAAAACAGGGAAGUGUCAGAUAACCAGCUGAUCCAAAGGAAAUAUUCAGAAAAAGAAGAGGAGGAAACUGAUACUCAGCUGUGUACACAAUUCUGGCCUGAGAUGGAAGUCUACACUGUAACAGUAGCAACUGGUACAUCAGAGUAUUCAGGCACCAACAACUACAUCUUUGUGACUCUGGUGGGGGAGAAAGGAGAGAGUGCACGCACCCUACUAGACAACCCUGGACUGGACUUCUGUCGAGGAGCAGUGGAUCAGUACAAGGUGACCAGCCCUUCAGCAUUAGGCUCCCUGCUACUGGUCAGACUGGAGAAACAGAGAUAUUGGGUGGAAGAUAACUGGUUCUGUCGUUACAUCACAGUGGAGCCUCCAGGUGGAGACAAAGCGCUGAUAUUCCCUUGUUACCGCUGGCUUAUAGGAGAUGUCAAGGUGGAGAUAAGAGAAGGAACAGCAAAGACACUGAGGGACGACUCCAUACCUCAGCUGCUGGAACACAGGAAGACAGAGCUGCAGGAGAGACAGAUGACUUACAGAUGGAUAACGUGGGCUCCUGGGAUUCCAAGAUGUAUUGAUGCUAAAACAGAAGCAGAUUUACCCCAAGAUGUCCGCUUUGACAAUGAGAAGAGGAGCGACUUUGAACACUCCUUACACUAUGCCCUGCUUGAGUUGUCUCUGAAGAAGCUAGCCAUCAGGUUCGGGAAGUCCUGGAAUGACCUGGAUGAUUUCAAACGGAUCUUCUGGAAGCUGCGAAGCCCCAUAGCUGAGUACAGUAUGAAGCAUUGGAAGGAAGACCGGUUCUUUGGCUACCAGUGUAUGAAUGGCUCUAACCCAAGGAUGAUACAGAGGUGCAAGAAGCUGCCAGAGAACUUCUGUGUCACCCCAAACAUGGUGCAGAGCUCCAUGGCUCCAAGGACAAACCUGGACAAAGAACUCAAGGCAGGGAAUAUCUUCUUGUUAGACUACGCCAUCAUGGAUGGGAUUCCCACCAACACAAUCAGAGGUAAACCUCAGUACAUUGCCGCUCCACUCUGUCUCCUGUAUCAGAACCCGGAUGAAGGACUCAUACCUAUUGCUAUACAGCUCGAGCAGACUCCAGGCCCGGACACUCCCAUAUUCCUGCCCAGAGACCCACCCCUGGCCUGGCUGUUGGCUAAGAUGUGGGUGCGUCACUCUGAGUUCCAGGUGUUCCAGCUGCUGUCUCACCUGCUCAGGACUCACCUCAUCAUAGAGGUGUUUUGUGUGGCUACUCUGAGGCAGCUGCCUGCAGUGCAUCCUAUAUAUAAGCUGCUGGCCCCUCAUCUGCGCUACACUUUAGAGAUCAACUGCAGGGGACGCACUCAGCUCAUCUCUGCUAAUGGCAUCUUCAAACGAGUUGUGUCUACAGGUGGUGAUGGCCUGUUGAUUCUGGCUCAGAGGGAGUACAAGAUGCUGACCUACCGCUCCCUGCAGCCCCACAAUGACUUCGCUGACAGAGGAGUUUCCCAGCUCCCAAACUAUUUCUACAGAGAACACAGCCUGAUGCUGUGGGAGGCUAUACACAGUUUUGUCUCAGGUAUGGUAAGCCUGUACUAUCAGUCAGACCAUGAUGUGCAGGAGGACCCGGAGCUCCGCGCCUGGUUCAGAGACAUAUCGCAGGAAGGAUUCACAGAGCUCCCCAACUUUGGUCUGCCCAGUAAGCUCAGCUCCAGAGAGGAACUUUCGACCCUGCUGUCAGUGGCCAUCUUCACCAGUACAGCCCAGCAUGCUGCAACUAACAACGGGCAGUUUGACUGGUGUGCCUGGGUACCCAACACCCCCUGCACCAUGAGACAUCCCCCACCAAGAGACAAAGAUGCUGUUACCAUGGAGAUGAUCAUGGCCACCCUUCCUGAUGUCAGCCAGUCUUGUGUACAGAUGGCUAUCACAUGGCAUCUAGGGCGAGCACAACCAGACGCAAUUCCUUUGGGCCAAUACACAGAGGAACACUUCACUGAGGGGCGGGCUCAGGAGCUGAUUGACAGGUUCAGAAGAGAACUGAAAGAGAUUGAGGGCAACAUUCUAAAUCAGAAUGAAGGACUGGAGCUUCAGUACCUUUAUCUCCUGCCCAGCCGUGUAGAAAACAGCAUCACCAUAUAGAAAGGCUACCAGACUACUCCAUGCAGGAGUCCCUCUGUAUGGUGUGUGGUAGGGUGGUGCUCUGACACCACUCAGAUUUGUUUUCACUUUGGCAUUAAAUACUUUUUUCCGUGGAUCAUGUAUUUAAAAAAAAGAAAGUCCUCCUGUGGGAAAAUACUUUUUGUGUGAAAAAUGUUCUGCAAGUCAUCGGUUAGACAACAUAUGAUUUGUAUGACAAGUCUAAAUUACACAGCCAUUAUAGUUGAUCGUAUUGUGUAGUGUGCAUUCCUUGUAAUCUUUUGUAUAAAUUUAAAGUUUAUCAUGGUUUACCAAGUUUACCACAGCAAUUUUACUCAAUUGCAAGCAUAAUUGAAGCAUGAUAUAUACCAGUGAGUGAAAUGAUAGAUGGAUAGAUAGAUCGAUAGAUAGAAAGAUAGAUAUACUUUAUUUAUAUCAAGCUGGGAAAUUGCAGGUUGGGAAAUGCUGUAGACACAGAAUUGUUUCAGUCUCUGAAAAGAUAACAGAUUGUCAGCUGAGUAGGGGUCAAAGGUGGACAGGCAAGAGAAAAAAUCAAGGAAGACAUUCAUCCCUGACACCAGAGACCAUGGUCCACUUUCCUGACUCAAAUUCAGUCAGUCUUAAUAUUUAUGCAACAGCAGGCUUUAUUGGACUAGUCUAACCUGACAAUUUAAAACCAAUCUAAGGCCAGGAAUAGUCUUAAACCAAGUUUAUAGAACUGGCCCUAUCUUUGAACAGAGUCUGUUGUUACCAGCUCUCUGCAUUUCCAACCAUCUCUAACAACUGAGCAAACACCAUCCACUGAAGAAGGCCAUGACAGGCAGGAGAAAAUGUACGCAUACAUUGACUUGGAUUGGUUCUUUUUGUCAGGGCACUGUUUUUCUUUUGUUUUAAGCCAAUAUUUCAUGUAUAUAUAUAUAUUUAACACUUAACUAUGAAAUGUAAAGUGUGGUAAUUACAGCAACAGAUCUUGAUGUGUUGACAAGAUGAAAAGUGAAAUGUGAAUAAGCUGCAUUUUUGGGGGCUUGAAAUUUAAGGACAAAUAAACUUUAGGCCAAUUUUGAAGUGAAAAAUCCAGGCUUGUGCCAAAUAAACAAUCUAAUCAAGCUAACUCAGUUAUCUAUA